AUACACCACAUUCUAAAUCGAAAUGAAUUGCAUUUAAUAAAAAAGCUAACAUGUUAUUUAUGAAUCUUUUAUGAAUUAUGCUGUACGCGCAUUUAAAUCACACGCCAACUUAUCAUAAAAUUUUAGCAAGUCGAGGGCGGGUAUUUUUUUAAGAUGGCUGCUGGUUUUCGUAAACUUAUAAAUGAUGUUGGAAAAAUGUGUUACGAAAAAACAGAUAACGAUGCUCGCAUGUUUCGUUUUAAAAAAGAAGAAGAAGAAGAUAUCAAACGAAAAAUAAAAUAUUUAAAUGUUCAUUUAAGAGAUUCGCUACAACACCCUAAAACAGAACUUGACCAGUUGAUGGUGUAUGGACACCUUGGCAAUGCUUUCUACAAACUGAAUGAUUUUGAUGAAGCGAGAAAGUACUACACAAUGCAACUAGAUAUGGCAGUGGAAUACAGAGACGAGGGAGCGCAAAGAAUGGCACUUACUAAUUUAGGUGUUCUACAUAAAAUUAGACAUAAUUUUAAAGAGGCCGUUGACAAAUUUAACCAAGCUCUAACAAUAGCUCUCAAAACAAACAACAGAUAUGCACAGGGACGUCUUUACAACAACAUGGCAAAUAUAUACGAGCUUACAAUGGAUUACGAGAAAGCUGUUGAAUACCAAAAACUUCGACUUGAUAUUGCGACACAGUUAAGAGACAGAGAUGGUGAAGCGAAAGGCUGUGCCGCCCUCGGAGCUUUGUAUCACGCCCAGAAAGACUUUUCUAAUUCUAUCAGGUUUUAUGAGCAGCUAAUGGACAGUCUACGACGUUCGUUAAAGAUUCUCGACACAUUAGCAGAUGACGAAAGUGCAAGUGAAGACGAAGGGUACGUUGAUGUAGAUGAAGACGCAGAAGAACAGAACGAAGACGAUAACGCCACCACAAAGAAAAAAGGAAAACUUGGAAAAGUUAAAAACGCUUUCUCCAGAAAUAAGAAAAAGAAGUAA
Messenger RNA from Hydractinia symbiolongicarpus, 972 nucleotides. Its product is annotated as G-protein-signaling modulator 2-like. NCBI's taxonomy places the organism in Eukaryota, Metazoa, Cnidaria, Hydrozoa, Anthoathecata, Hydractiniidae. The coding region runs from base 154 to 972 and encodes 272 amino acids. Gene Ontology annotation, molecular function: protein binding. The transcript has 3 exons. The record is from RefSeq and is a predicted model, not a curated record.